Molecule: messenger RNA, 1491 nt
Organism: Vidua macroura (Pin-tailed whydah)
Lineage: Eukaryota; Metazoa; Chordata; Aves; Passeriformes; Viduidae
Gene: CCDC83
Product: coiled-coil domain containing 83
Exons: 10
Coding region: 190-1401 (403 amino acids)
Source: RefSeq, a predicted model, not a curated record
CCCUGGACAGCAUUGUUGCUGUCAAAAACCCAACUUGUUUUUUUUAUUUCAGAACUGUUACAAGCUUGUCACAAGUGACAAGUGCCAGUGAACACACAAUGCUUUGUAAAUUAUUCAUCUCUAUAUUUUUUUUCCUUCACUUCUAGCACAAGUAUAAAAAAAAAAAAAGCAAAAAAAAAAAAAAAAAAAAUGGAAGAGAGUAAGAAAAAGAAGAAACCAGAAGAGCAAGUUCAAGAGCCUGAAUCAGAUUUACCAGAAGCCUUACUAGAAUAUCACAUUGUGGCAAAAGAAGCAACAAUUGCACGGGUUUUGUUUCAUCUGAAAGGAUUGGAAGAAAAGAUCAAAGAAAACAUUAAAAAGAAUGUUCUUCUGAAGGAAGAACAGAAGGUGCUUAUCAGGCGCUUAGUAAGGCAAAUAGAAGAAAAGGAGAAAAAACGAGAUGAGAAGGAGGUUGUAACCAGGGAUGAUGUGGAAGAGUCACUGAAAGCAGUUUUUCAGUUUGUGAAGGACAAAGAACAAGUUAUUCAAGAUCUGCGCUCCCAAAUUGAAGAAACUAAGAAAAAAAUUGCAGAAAAGCAGCGUGAGAGAGAUUAUUGGUUGGAGUACAAAAAUGUCGGAAGUAAAAUACAUGCUGAGAGGAUUAGCACUCUGGAAAAAGAUAUUGCAGAUGUCAAAUAUGAACUUGAAAGAACUGAAGAAUAUUAUAGAGAAGCUUUGAAAGUUGUGAGAGAAGAAAAUCAGAAACUGUUUGACAGGCACAUGAAAUUACUCAGUGAAGAAGCUCUUAAGAAUGCUGUGGGAUACUUAGACAAAAACUGUCGCAGAGAGAUUGAAGAGAAUGAGUGGCUAAAAGAAGAGGUUAAGAUCUACCGAAAGGAAGAAAGGGAUUUGAAAGCUUCUGUCCAGCUCCUGGAAGAAGAAAAUGCCAGUUUAGUGGCAAAACUGAUUGAUAUCAAACUUCAGCAUCUAAGAGUAUCAGGGCAUUUGUUUCAUACAAAGGGAGCUGGCUUGCAAGAACUUCCUAAGGAUGAAAUGAAAAGGGAAAACAGAGAAUAUGCAGCAAAGACAGAUGGAAAGAGCCUCAGAAGUGCCUUUCCAAAGAUUCGGUCUAAAACAGAUUAUAAGAAGCCUCCAGACAGUGAUGAAAAAGCAUGGAAAAAAAUCUUCACUCCAGCCCUGGACAGCUUGUUGUAUGAAGAUGAAGAGUUCCAGGCAUACUUAAAAUUGGGACCUCUGAAGAGAAAGCUGUACGUGGUUGGAAAAGCUGUGCCUGCUUGUAAGGAACCAGAAGAAAUGCCAAGUGGGAGCCACAGAGAAGAGGACACUGUUGGUAAAUUAGAUGGGCAUAUCACAGCUAAGAUGAUCAAGGCCUUAUUUAAGGAAAAUGUUGAUGAAAACUAGACAAGCUGUGCUGUUUAUACAGAAAUGUAACAUUCUCAGUUCAUUAAAUAUUUGCUCUCUUCUGUGUGGCAUGGGGCUUUGAGGAAACUA